GAAAACCAAUUGUCUGCUGCUUCGAGCGAGCGAGCAGAUUUAGGGUUUCACCCACAAUUCCCUGAUUCCACAUGAAAAAAAGCUUCGAGAUGAGGAAAAGAGUUAUCCGCGGGAGCGUUCCUGUUGGGAGUUUUACGAAUCUCGUUCUAGAAUCAUUUGGGAAGGGAUCAACGGUGGAAGAGAUCGUAGAUGACCUCCGUUUGAAGCACCGUGAAUGGGCUCGUUGGAAGCGCCAGAUUCUGUUGGUCAAAGUCAAGAAUAUCGUAAAUUCUAGGAGCAACGACAGGAAACAUGAAGAUGAAAGUAGGAAGAAACAGAGGCGAGAACAGAGCAAUUCGGAUUUAUGUAUAUCAUCAUCACCUUCACCUUCUUCUGGGUCCUCAUCCGGCAAUGUAUUGACAUCGGACGAUAAUAUGCAGUUUGAUAUUACUAAUGAUAGUCUACGCCUUUCUUACUCGGAGAAGAAGAAAGCUAGUGAAGAGGCAAGUAAGGGUUCGUAUGAUGUAGAGGUAAAAGGACCAACCUUUAAGGACUUGGGUGGGUUAAAUGGUAUUUUAGAUAAGCUCGCAUUUCUGGUGAAACUCCCUCUCCUAUGUCCUGACAUCGUACAAGCUAUUGGUAUGAAACCUAUUUCUGGGUUUUUACUUCAUGGUCCACCUGGUUGUGGCAAGUCUACACUAGCUUGUGCCAUCGCCAACGAAACUGGCGUGCCCUUUUAUAUGAUUUCCGCUGCUGAAUUGGUUUCUGGUGUUUCCGGUGAAUCUGAAGAGAAUAUCAGGGAACUCUUCUUUAAAGCUUAUAGGACUGCACCCUCCAUUAUAUUUAUUGAUGAGAUUGACGCAAUUGCAUCAAAGAGGGAGAAUCAGCAGAAAGGUAUGGAGACACGUAUCUUGACUCAGUUACUGAGUUGUAUGGAUGAGAAGUAUAUGCUCCUUAAGCACAAAGAGAAGAACGUUUCCUCUGGUGACCCUGGUUUUAAGCCUGGACAUGUAGUUGUAAUUGGAGCUACCAACAGGCCUGACGCUCUUGAUCCUGCGUUGAGGAGAUCUUUGCGAUUCGACCGGGAGAUCUGCCUUGGUGUCCCAGAUCAGAAAGCCAGAGAAGAGAUUUUCUCUGUGGCAACCCGCGGCCUUACGCUGGAUAGCAAUUUCGACCGUGCAAGCAUUGCUAGUCUGACUUCCGGAUUCGUGGGUGCUGAUUUUGAUGUUUUGGCCAAGGAGGCUGGCAUGGUGUUAGCUCAGAGAAUUAUAUAUUCUAGAAAAUCAGGACUUUGUACCGACAUUGAUUCUUUGAUGAGGCAACCAAUCUCAGAGGAAGAGAGGAAACAACUUGUCUGCACUACCUCAGAUUUCAUGGAAGCUCUGAAAGAGGUUCAACCUACUUUAACUAGAGAAGGAUUCUCUACUAAGCCUAAUGUAACGUGGGAUGAUGUUGGUGGCCUUGAUAAUUUAAAACAGGAGUUCUAUGAACAUGUAAUUCGACCAUUAAAAUUUCCUGAACAAUGCAAGGGAUUUGAAUUUUGUUUAGACACCGGAUUUUUGCUCUUUGGACCACCAGGGGUUGGUAAGACGCUAGUUGCGCAGGCUGUUGCUAAUGAGGCAGGAGCCAACUAUAUCCACGUUGAGGGUCCAGAGCUUCUAAGCAAAUAUGUGGGAGACACGGAAAAGGCUAUAAGGGAGUUAUUUAGUCGUGCUAGGAGGUGCUCACCAUGCAUAGUCUUCUUUGAUGAGGUGGAUGCUUUAACAUCAAAACGUGGUGAGCAAGGUGCUUGGGUUGUUGAACGAUCUUUGAUUCAGUUACUCGCUGAAUUGAGUGGUGGAAAAAAACGAGGAGGUGUAAUUGUGAUUGCUGCUACAAACAGGCCUGACAGGAUGGACCCCGCUGUUCAAAGGGCGGGCAGGUUUGGGAGACUAUUCUAUGUAACACUCCCAAAUGCUGCCCAACGUUUUUCAAUUCUGAAAUCUCUGGUGAGGGGUAUCACUGUUCCAAUUGACCCAACGGUUGAUUUAAAUGCCAUAGCGGAGCGUUGUGAGAAUUGUAGUGGUGCUGAUCUUAAAUCGUUGGUAAAUCGAGCGGCUUUUGCCGCCUACAGAGAUACUAGCUCAACCAGUAAGCGCAUAAUCAAGAUGGAUCAUUUUGAGCAAUCUUUGUCUGCACUCAGACCGUCUCUCACAAAUCAGCAACUAAGAGAGUACGAGGAAAUUUGCGAAAAGUUUGAUAAAGCCGCCAAGUGAAGAGACAUAUUGACUUGAGUUAUUUUUCUUUACAUGACAUGUCUGAAUUAAGAACAAAAAAAAACUCUUGUUAUGUUGUGUUUCCGAGUCUUAAAUUAAACGAUUAAGGAGAUUUUAUCGGAUUACGUUUUUUGGAAGGAUUUGCUUAUUUUUCCACUUAACCAUGGUAUUCUGAUAUUCUCUUUACCUAUGAUUUUUAACGAGGAAAUUGAUAA
This is a messenger RNA of Arabidopsis lyrata subsp. lyrata, 2449 nucleotides long. Its product is annotated as cell division control protein 48 homolog C. Gene Ontology annotation, molecular function: preribosome binding; RNA binding; ATP binding. The record is from RefSeq and is a predicted model, not a curated record. Gene Ontology annotation, biological process: ribosome biogenesis. The transcript has 9 exons. NCBI's taxonomy places the organism in Eukaryota, Viridiplantae, Streptophyta, Magnoliopsida, Brassicales, Brassicaceae. Gene Ontology annotation, cellular component: nucleus. Bases 72 to 2234 code for a protein of 720 amino acids.